Mustela erminea (ermine) is the source of this 3355-nucleotide messenger RNA. RefSeq names its product mitochondrial transcription termination factor 4 (gene MTERF4). Lineage: Eukaryota; Metazoa; Chordata; Mammalia; Carnivora; Mustelidae. Gene Ontology annotation, molecular function: double-stranded DNA binding. The coding region runs from base 88 to 1152 and encodes 354 amino acids. Gene Ontology annotation, cellular component: mitochondrion. Gene Ontology annotation, biological process: regulation of DNA-templated transcription; mitochondrial ribosome assembly. The transcript has 4 exons. The record is from RefSeq and is a predicted model, not a curated record.
GGAGGGCGAAAUGCGAACCGCCGAGGGCGGAAGCGCUUGCCGGGGGAAGAGCGGAAGUGCGGACCGGCGAGUCGCCUCUUGCAGGCCAUGGCGGCGCUCGGCCGGCAGGUCUUCGACUGGCACCGCCUGGUCCCCCUCACCUGGGCCCAUGUUGCUAGGCAGACCCAUCGAGGAGAACAGAAAAGGACGUGUCCAUGUUUAUUGUAUAAACUGACCACAGCCUCCAGUGGAGGGGGCCUUGAGAAGUUAUCCCAUGUGGAAUCCAGAACGUACGUGCAGGAACCAGCGUGCAGGAUGCGUUUCACUCGGUACUCCCUUGAGAAGCGGAGGACUCCCGUGGCUCCAGGAUUUGUGGAGCAAGAGAAGGUCAUCAGUUCCCUCCUGGACAUGGGUUUCAGUGACGUCCACAUUAACGGAUUGCUCCAUCUGUGGCCAAGUACACACACUCAACAGUUGCUGGACAUCAUUUCAGAAUUAAUACUCUUGGGUUUGAACCCAGAGCCUGUGUACAUGGCCUUGAAGCAAAGUCCUCAGUUGUUGAAACUGCCUAUACUGCACAUGAAGAAGCGCUCCGGCUAUCUGCGAAAGCUUGGUCUUGGAGAAGGGAAACUAAAGACGGUGCUUCUCUGUUGCCCUGAAAUCUUCACCAUGCAUCAGAGGGACAUUGACAGCAUUGUUGGUGUUCUCAAGGAGAAAUGUCUUUUCACGGUACAACAGGUGACCAAGAUUUUACACAGAUGCCCCUAUGUUCUUCGGGAGGACCCCGGUGAACUGGAAUACAAAUUCCAGUAUGCCUAUUUUAGGAUGGGGGUUAAACACUCAGACAUGGUGCGGACCGACUUCCUGCAAUACUCCAUAACCAAGAUCAAGCAGAGACACGUGUUCCUCGAGCGCCUAGGACGGUACCAAACCCCUGAUAAGAAGGGUCAGACACAGAUUCCCAAUCCUCUUCUGAAGGACAUUCUCAGAGUCUCAGAAGCUGAGUUUCUGGCCAGGACAGCCUGUUCCUCCACUGAGGAGUUUGAAGUUUUUAAGAAGCUCUUUGCUCGGGAGGAGGAAGAGGGGUCUAAGAGCCACAUGCCUUACAGCAAAAGCUUAAGUCUGGAUGAGGAUGAGGAUGAGGACGAGGAAGAGGAGGAGGUCGAAGAGUGACGGGAGGAUGGAGGUUGGGAAUGAAGAGCCCAGCAAUACCAAAGAGUAUUAUGAAUUUCUCAAAGUUUUCGAGAGUUUUACUUGGACCUUGUCAUGUUAUUUUUCCUUCUAAAACUGGUCUUCUGGUGAAACAUAUUAUAAAUCACCUGAGAAGUGGGUCAGACUAAACAGGAGCUGUCUUGGUUUGAUCUGUUGUUAGGUUUCUGUGGGGGGCCCUCUUCCUUCCUGUGUGGAAGACAGACUGAGCUGUUAAAAUCAGGGGACUCAAUACCUCAACAUUUGGUUUUGUUUUUUUCCUCUCUUGAUAUGUGAUAACUUCAUGACAGUGUGGGGAAUAGGGUUCUUGACUCUGGUUCAAGUGUCAUUUUACAUUUCCUUACAGUGAUAAAGAUGAAAUUAUGAGUAGGCACUGAGGUUUUAAUACAUCACAGCACUUUAUUUUAUGCAAACAAGUAGCAGGUUUUCCCCCAAAACACUUGUGUUUUUAAUCCACAAAUACUACUUCAUAAUUGUGUUCAGUGUAUAGCAUUGUCAAGGAAGGUGGUUAGUGAUGGUUUCAUUUUGCACAGCUGCUUAAUACCAGCUGAGUGUUCGGGUACUUUUCUCUUUCUCUGGGACGAAUGGGCCCUGGCUCUGACCUUUCAGGGAAGUUGGCUUUGCUCCUGGCUUGUGGGCUGUCUGCAGGCCCACAGUUUCUGGUUGCUAGUGAGUGCUGCCCUGGAGUGUGGCAGAACGGGAGGGGGCUGGGGGGAGCGGUGUCAUCCGGUCAACUCCCCAUCGCCCAUCUCACAGAGGCAGCUUCUGAGACCGGAGGAGAAGAGCACUUGCACAGGGUCUUUGAGCGGGGUGGGGCCUUGUGUCCUUCAGGGAGCUCCUAGGACACUGUGGUGGUGGGAGUCCCCUCGGGAAACCGGGGGAGCUGAGGGGUGAUUUAAAGAGUUGGGUCGGGGGUGGGUUUUGAUGUUAGUUGUCUCUGAGGUAGAGGCCCAGCCCUCAUGGCAUGGGCUCUAUGAGGGAGGACUGGUGCACCCCAGAAUGUCCUGGGCAUCCCUUCCUUGAGGGGAGCUGGCACAUGGUUGUUGAUACAGAAAGCAUUUUUGGUAAUGUGACCAAAAUCCAGGACUUGACAGCAUUUUAACAACUAGGUAAAACCGCUUGGCCUUAUUUUCCCUGCAGAGACUGAGUAAGAGUCUUGUCAGGCAGCAGUUUCCACCUGGAGUGAUCUUGACCCCAGGGAGCAUCCAGCAACAUCUGAGGACGUUUUUGGUUGUUAGGACUGAGGGAGGGUGCCAUUGGGGUCCAGCGGCUGGGGGCUGGGUUGCCGUGAACCGUCCUGUGGUGCAUAGGGCAGCCUCAGACAGGGCUGUGCAGCCUGAAACAUCAGCAAUGCUGAGGCCUAGGAGCUGCCUGAUGGCCUGGUGCAGCAGAAUACAGUUGUAUGGGUUUGUGGGAAUGUCCGAUUGGAAGCAGGCUGACACUGCUUAUGUUUCUUUUGUUUAAAAGAAAGUAAAUAACUGAGUUUUUAAGUUCCUUUCCUGUGUUUACCAGAAUGCUGCUGGGAGAUGUGAGCUGUGUUUACUGUGGGGACUCAGCACUGAGGUGUGGAUGCUUUUGUUUUUUUUCUGGGCUUAUAUUCCAGCAUGAUGGCAAAAAGAAAGACAUUUUCUGCAAAGAAAAGUAGCUCAGUGAAUCCCCGUGUGUGGGAGUGAGAUGUGGUGGCAGGAGGCAGCCAUGGGAAGAGCCCCGGCUGAGAGAGGUGCCUGUUGGGCUUGCUGGCAGGAGAGCUGUGGUGUUGGCACAGGUCUCCUCACCCACCUCUGUGACAGCCCACAUGCAAUGGGAAGGAAGGCUUUGUCUUUACUGGUUUUCUUGGCCAUGGGCAAAAUUACUAAAAAUGAAGACAUUUCACUCUGCCACUGUUUUCACUUACUCUUCCAUUUUGUGGCGUCCCCAACCGACCGACACUUUCUGUGGAACCUCAGAUGGGUUCUUAUGUUCCGUCAGGGGACUCAGAAUUAUAAAUUUGCAUGAUUAGCGUGGCUAACUUAGUAACUCAUGAUUGCUCCUUUCAUUUUGAUAAAGAAAUGAAUUUUUAUGCACCUGAAAAUUUUGAUUGCAUUAAUAGUAAUUUCCUUGGGUAGAGUUUGACUGUAUGUUUGAGGAAGACGCUGGAGUUUUUGAAGGGAUUUUGUGAAAAAAAAAA